AUGGUACUCAAGGCGAUCGGCGACGCAUACACGCUGGCCAUCCCUUCGUCACUGCGACUUCACCCGAAGUUUUACGUCGGGCGGCUCAAGGAGUACCGUCCAGCUACGCUUCACGGGUUGGCUCCGUCCUCGGAGUCAAGGCUCAUAGGUCGACCUUCCCUCUCGCCUUGCUCGACGCGCCAGCGACAUCGGACGCGGCUGCGUCCCAGUCUGCGCGUGCCCAAGAACCUGGCAUUCCAGGUUCCGCAUCCGUUCAAGCAGCUCGCGCCGCAUCUACAUCGUCCUGGGCAACCAGGACGCCAGCAGUACCAUCGUGAGGGUCCACCACCGCUUGUGGACGCGGAAGGCCAGAAGCGCUGGAUUGUGGAGCGUUUACUGGGUCACGAGGACCUCGUCGCGAAACGACAUCGUCGCUAUAUCAUGAAUGCGCGGUUCCAACCGCGCGCAAGUAUCGUGUACGUUGGCUCGGGUUUCCACCUGAGCAGGAUACACUUGGUCGACGACCUGUGUGUUCUCGCGGUGAGCGAGAACGAGAUGCACGACGACGGUGUCGUGGUGAAGUGUCACCACGACUACGAGACCGAGAGCGAUUGCGAGAACGUCGUGGUGACGUUUCACCACGACGACGAGAUGAAGAGCGACGACGAGAACGUCGCGACGAGCGUGUAUCGCGACGAUCACGCGAACGAGAACGUCGUGGCGAGUGCAUGGCACCACGACCUCGAGAACGCGAGUGGUGUCGCCAGCGUGACGCGCCACGAAUAA
Molecule: messenger RNA, 765 nt
Organism: Peronospora matthiolae
Lineage: Eukaryota; Oomycota; Peronosporomycetes; Peronosporales; Peronosporaceae
Source: the annotation of a GenBank genome assembly